This is a messenger RNA of Xylaria bambusicola, 1734 nucleotides long. RefSeq lists its product as uncharacterized. The record is from RefSeq and is a predicted model, not a curated record. The transcript is spliced from 5 exons. Gene Ontology annotation, cellular component: membrane. Lineage: Eukaryota; Fungi; Ascomycota; Sordariomycetes; Xylariales; Xylariaceae. Bases 692 to 1156 code for a protein of 154 amino acids.
UUGAGUCCAAGUAUGACAUUGCUACGGGAUCGCUGUUCCAAAUGCUUUGAAUGUGGGAUACGUUUUUCUGAAUACAGCAAGAGGUGAGGAGUUCAGUCCAUCAUGUAGAGCUAUAAAUUCAGAGCAUAGGUGACGCGAAUUGUGGCCUAGUAGCCUUGGGCGUAUAAACAGAGUGGUAUUGCAUGAAUAAAUGGUGACCUUGGCAUGGCAGGGAGACGCCAAUAGCGCCUGCUUGCCAAUCCAGCUUGCAAAUCAACGAAGCAAGUAAUUGGGAGUCAGAGGUAACAUGAAGACCUAUCUCGUCACUGACGCCUACUAUUUCGCGAACCGCCAAAAACGGAUAAUGUUGGUAUUCUCAGAGCCUCCUCUCCACAGUUCGCGCCAUCGCGCUUGACACGUAUCCCAUCAACCCGCAAUACUGCUUCCGCUGGCGCGCGACAUAAAAAUUAGUCAUUCACGUUCGUAGACUAUCGGGGAAUGUUUGGUGUACAUGGAUCUCGCUCUCCUUUAGCCCAAUGGAGACUGACGUCUUGCGCUGUUGGGUCGGUCGCAUAGGACAAGUUAUGAGUUAUAUUAAUUGAAUGCAUGUCCCUUGAGGGCUGAAGUCCUCGACGUUCAAGGAAUUCGUCAAUCACCUCCUACAUCGCAAUUAUUCAUAUUCAUCCCAAUCAACUCAUACAUAUCCGAUAAGAUGGCAUCUCUAGCUUUCCUUGCCGAGAAGAACAUCUCCUACUUCACCAUACCGGUGGCGUUUUUUGCUGCCCUUUGGCCCCGAAGCCAGUCCGCUUUCAAGGAGCCUGGCAAGAGUUAUUUCGACGCAGCCCACCCCAGAACUUUUGCAUCUAGGCUAGAGAAGUCCGAUUUGGACAAGGACACCGUUGCCCAAAUCUUGCGUGCUGAGGCCGCUACUUCUAAUGGCCUGGAGGGUCUUCCCAUCUUCGCUGCUGCUGUCGUCGCUGGUAACAGCGCCGGUCUCAGCCCCUUGGCCCUUAACGCGCUGAGCGUCGGUUACAUCGCCAGUCGCAUCGUCUACAACUACGUGUACAUCUUCCUGGGCGGCAACCGCAACUUAGCUGGUCUUCGCACCCCAAUCUGGUUCAUUGGUAUUGGCCAGGCUAUGGCUCUGUUCGUCAAGGCCGGCCUUGCUAAGCUAUAAACGAUCGCACCUGUUUCUAUAUAUGUAUGUUAAGCUGUGCAAAUGGGGUAUGAUCUAUAGAUGGCUUUUGGGAGUUCGUGGUCAGUUAGUUGUGAUACAUCUCAUGCGAAGCCUUUGAUUUUAUUGAUCAAUGAUUCGGUCCAAUUUCUGCAUAAGAACCACAAGCUGGGAACGAUCAUGAAGUGAUUUUCAAAUUACAGAGAACACGGGACUCGAGUCACUUAAAGAGUCACAGGAUCUGUUUCAAACCAAGUGCACUAUUUUGCCACCUAAAAGUCGAUUGCAAUCUAAGUUCGAAGUUGACAUACGACCUGAGACCGGCAAGUAUGUUCGAGAUCCCACCUUUCAAGAGCACGAGCCUUGAUACCCGCGACAAUGUGACUAAAAAAGGAUUUGAAUGCAAACAUAUAGAAUCGAUGGAGCGCGCAGUAUAACGAUGAGAGCAUCGGCUCUGUUGGCUGUUUGUAGAGUUAAGCAUAAAUACUAGUACAUUAAGUGACGUUUCGGAUAGAGGGGCUGUCAGUCUUUGGCCGAUGCCGCUAAUCUAACCUUUACGAUUGAUUUUUUUUUUUUUUUUU